AUGUCGCUGCUCCGGCUCUCGGCCCUUGCUGCCCCCAUGGUGCCCGGCCUUCGGGCCCGCCUCGCUGCGGGCACCCGCUCGAUGAGCGCCCUCGUGCCGAUGGUGGUCGAUCAGACGCCUCGCGGCGAGCGCGCCUUCGACAUCUACUCGCGCCUCCUGCAGGAGCGCAUCAUCAUGCUGACCGGCGAGGUGAAUGACGCCGUGGCCUCGGUGGUGGUGGCGCAGAUGCUUUACCUGGAGUCCGACGCGCCCGAGCGCCCCAUCCAUCUGUACAUCAACAGCCCCGGCGGGUCGGUCAGCGCCGGCAUGGCCAUCUACGACACGAUGCAGUUCAUCCGGUCGCCGGUGCACACCCUCUGCAUGGGCCAGGCCUGCUCCAUGGGGUCACUGCUGCUGGCGGCCGGCGAGCCGGGCGCGCGGGAAUGCCUGCCCCAUGCGCGUGUCAUGCUGCACCAGCCGCAGGGCGCGGCCUCCGGGUCGGCGGCCGAUGUGGCCAUCGCCGCGCGCGAGGCCCUCCACUGGCGCUGGCGCAUCGCCGCCCUGUAUGGGACCCACUGCCGGCGGAAUCCGGCCGACGUGGACCGCGUCCUGGACCGCGACACCUACCUGGAUGCGGAGGACGCCGUGCUCAUGGGGCUGGUGGACCGGGUGGUGACGCGGCGGGCGGCAGCCGACUCGGCCGCGGCCCCCGGGCCCGGCGUCGAUGUCCUUGGCCCGAUGAUUCCGCCGGGUGCCGGCAAGAAGGAGGCCGCGCCGGCCGGCCAGCCGGCCGCUCAGCCGGCCCCCGCGACCGUGGCUCCGACCCCCCAGCCGGACCUGUGAUGCCCGGGCCUGGGGCCGCGCCGGCCCCCGCGGCAGGCAGGGCCCGGACACCGACCCGGAGGUGAGGCGCCCGACCGGCGCCCGAGCGGGAAUCCCCACCGAGCCGGCGAGAGAGGGGGGCGCGGGCAGAUCGCGGGCACGCGGUCC
This is a messenger RNA of Fonticula alba, 969 nucleotides long. RefSeq names its product ATP-dependent Clp protease, protease subunit. Gene Ontology annotation, cellular component: endopeptidase Clp complex. NCBI's taxonomy places the organism in Eukaryota, Rotosphaerida, Fonticulaceae. The record is from RefSeq and is a predicted model, not a curated record. Gene Ontology annotation, molecular function: ATPase binding; ATP-dependent peptidase activity; serine-type endopeptidase activity. Gene Ontology annotation, biological process: protein quality control for misfolded or incompletely synthesized proteins. Bases 1 to 822 code for a protein of 273 amino acids. The transcript has 4 exons.